Messenger RNA from Nematolebias whitei (Rio pearlfish), 4009 nucleotides. It is a transcript of the gene bms1, whose product is annotated as BMS1 ribosome biogenesis factor. Gene Ontology annotation, molecular function: U3 snoRNA binding; GTPase activity; GTP binding. The record is from RefSeq and is a predicted model, not a curated record. Gene Ontology annotation, biological process: ribosome biogenesis; maturation of SSU-rRNA from tricistronic rRNA transcript (SSU-rRNA, 5.8S rRNA, LSU-rRNA); endonucleolytic cleavage of tricistronic rRNA transcript (SSU-rRNA, 5.8S rRNA, LSU-rRNA). The coding region runs from base 100 to 3714 and encodes 1204 amino acids. The transcript is spliced from 23 exons. Gene Ontology annotation, cellular component: 90S preribosome; nucleus. NCBI's taxonomy places the organism in Eukaryota, Metazoa, Chordata, Actinopteri, Cyprinodontiformes, Rivulidae.
UUCAGUAGGACACGGCGGUACUUCCGGUUUGGAGUUGUACACGUGAGCGUGGAAAACGAAAACAGGAGACUGCAGUGGUCAUCGUUUUCAGCAGCCAGGAUGGAGAGGAAGGAGAAAAAGCAGAAGAAGCACCAGCAGAAGCACAGUGGACCAAAGGCAGAGAAGAAGAAGGUGAAGAAGCAGGGCGCAUCAAAAGAGGAGGAUGAACGAAAACGCAACCCUAAAGCUUUCACAGUUCAGUCUGCUGUUCGGAUGGCCAAGACCUUCUACAGGGCUCAGGACUUAAAAACCAAAAAACAUCACAUCCCUCUUGUGGACCGAACACCUUUAGAACCUCCACCAGUUGUGAUUGCUGUUGUUGGUCCCCCGAAAGUUGGAAAAAGCACCCUAAUUCGCUGCCUGGUCAAAAAUUUCAUUCGUCAAAAGCUCAGCAACAUCUGUGGACCUGUUACCGUUGUUUCUGGUAAAAAGCGUCGGCUGACAUUCAUGGAGUGUAACAACGACAUCAACACGAUGAUUGACCUGGCGAAGGUUGCUGACCUGGUGUUGAUGUUAAUUGAUGCCAGCUUUGGCUUUGAGAUGGAGACGUUUGAGUUCCUCAACAUUUGUCAGGUGCACGGUUUCCCUCGGAUCAUGGGCGUGCUGACUCACCUGGAUUCAUUCAAGACCAACAAAACUCUGAGGAAGACCAAGAAGAAGCUCAAACACCGUUUUUGGACAGAAGUUUAUCAAGGAGCCAAGCUGUUCUACUUGUCGGGGAUGGUGUAUGGAGAAUAUCAGACUCAGGAAGUGAAGAACCUCGGCCGCUUCAUCUCUGUCAUGAAGUUUCGUCCUCUGGUGUGGCAGACCUCUCAUCCUUAUGUACUGGUUGACCGCAUGGAGGACCUAACAGAUCCUGAGAAGAUCAGGACCGACCCCAAGUGUGACAGGACUGUGUCACUCUAUGGCUACCUGAGAGGAGCACAUUUAAAAAACAGAAGCCAUAUCCAUAUUCCAGGUGUUGGAGACUUCCAGGUGAGCGACGUGGUCUUCCUGCCUGACCCGUGUCCUCUGCCAGAGGCUCAGAAGAAGAGAGCUCUGAAUGAAAAGGAGCGGCUGCUGUAUGCCCCCAUGGCCGGGGUCGGGGGGCUGGUGUAUGACAAAGAUGCUGUUUACAUCGACAUUCCUGCCAGCCACGUCAACCAGCAGCAGGAGGAGGUGCGUCCCACCACAGAGCUUGUCCAGUCUCUCAUUGACACUCAUGCCACUCUGGAUGCCAAGAUGGCUGUCAGUAAGGUUUCCCUCUUCAGCGGCUCGGCCAUGUUGGACUCAACAGACGGGACCAAUCAGAGCAGAGAGCAUGAGGGACUGCAGGAGAAACCUGUGUGGGAUUCCAUCAUGAACAGAGAGAGACGGAAAGUGAUCUUUAAUGAGGACAACGUGGAAGAGGAGGAGGAGGAGGAGGAUGAGGAGGAGGAUGAGGAUGAUGGUUUUAGUGGGUCUAGUGAUGGUGAGGAUGAUGACCAGGCUGAUGAGGAUGAAAAUCAAGAAGAUCUGGUCACAUUUCUUAAAGAGGUCAGGGUGGAAUGUGAAGGGAUGACAGAAGGCCACGUGCCACCAAAGAAGAUUCAGAAAAUGGACAAAGGACAGAGAGAAGUGAUCACUGAGGCACCGGCUUUUGCAGACAGUGAGGAUGAGCUGGAGAACAACAAAGAGGAUGAUGAGACCUGGGAAGCAGGUUAUUCUGGACAUUCUUCAACUAAGAACGAUGAAGAAUCAGAAGAAGAAUCUAUGGAAGAUGGCAGCACAGCUAAAGAAAGGCUGAAGAACCAAACAGAAAAGGAAAGUGAGGAGGAAGAAGAACAUGGAACUCUCAGGUGGAAGGAAGGACUACAGCAGAAAGCAGCUGACACUUUUCUACGGCAACAAGAAGCUGCUCCAAAUCUGAGGAAACUGGUUUAUGGUUCAGUUGUAGAAGCAGAGGAGGAGGAGGAGGAAGAGGAGGAGCUGGGAGGACUGUUUCGAGUCAGCCUCCCUCAAAAGAGCAAAAAGGUUCAGGCAAACACGCCGGACUGCUCCCGUUUUACUCCUGACACCUCCCACAACUGGGAUUUGGAGGAGAUGUUAAACUCAAUCAGGGAUUGUUUUGUGACAGGAAAAUGGGAAGAGCAACAAGAUGCUUCUACUCUGCUAAAGCAGGAUGAGGAGCUGUAUGGGGACUUUGAAGACCUGGAAACAGGAGUGGUCCACACAGGUCAAGCAGCGGAGCCGGGCGAGCCUGAGGAUGAAGAGAAGGAUGAAGAGAAGGACGAAGUCCAGGGGAAGAUGAACAAUGAUGUUGAGGAGGUGCAGAGGAACAGGCGUUUGGAGAAGAAGCGCCGGCUGAAGGAGCGGUUUGACGCAGAGUACGAUGAUGGAGACGCCACGUACUUCGAUGACUUGAAGGAGGAGAUGCAGAAACAGGCUGAGUUGAACAAAGCAGAGUUUGAGGGCAUGGAUGAUGAAAGUAGAGUGCAGUACGAAGGUUUCCGGCCAGGAAUGUACAUCAGAGUGGAACUCUCCUCUCUACCCUGUGAAUUUGUUAACAACUUUGACCCAAAUUAUCCCAUCAUCCUCGGAGGCCUGGGCUCCUCUGAAGGCAACAUCGGAUACCUGCAGAUGCGUCUGAAGAAGCACAGAUGGUAUGACCGGAUCCUGAAGACCAGGGACCCCCUCAUCUUCUCUUUAGGUUGGCGGCGCUUCCAGACCAUCCCCCUCUACCACAUCGAGGACCACAACGGACGCCACCGCCUGCUUAAAUACACACCGCAGCACAUGCACUGUGGAGCCUCCAUCUGGGGUCCCAUCACACCUCAGGGCUCUGGGUUCUUGGCUCUACAGUCAGUGGCAGAAACUAAAGCUAAUUUCCGCAUCGCAGCCACAGGAGUUGUCCUGGAUUUGGAUAAAUCAGUGACGAUCGUGAAGAAGCUCAAACUGAUCGGUUAUCCUUACAAGAUCUUUAAGAACACCUGCUUCGUGAAGGGCAUGUUUAACUCUGUGCUGGAGGUGGCGAAGUUUGAAGGUGCCUCGGUCCGAACAGUGUCAGGGAUCAGAGGUCAGAUCAAGAAGGCUCUGUCAACACCACCAGGAGCUUAUAGAGCCACGUUCGAAGACCGUUUGUUGAUGAGCGACAUUGUGUUCCUGCGUUCCUGGUAUCCAGUUAGUGUUCCUCAGCUCUACAACCCAGUCACCUCCCUGCUGCUGCCUCCCACUCAGAAGGACAGCUGGUCUGGCAUGAGAACCCUGGGGCAACUCAAAAACGAUCUGGGCAUCCAUAACAAACCCAAACCUGACUCUCUGUACAAGCCAAUAGUUCGCGCCAAACGUCUCUUCAACGUCCUUCACAUCCCCAAAGAGCUUCAGAAGGCCCUCCCGUUCAAGAGCAAACCCAAACAGCAACAACCUAAGGGAAAGACGCCCAGAGACCUCCAGAGACCCAGCGUGAUCCGAGAGCCCCAUGAGAGAAAGGUGGCAGCACUACUUCAGGCUCUGAGCACCGUGCACAACUACAAGAAGAAGAAGAUUCACACAGCGCAGCAUGCCAAACACAAACACUUCCUCCAGCAGAAGGAGAAGCAGGAGGAGGCCCAACUAAAGAGACAAAAGCUGGCACAGAAAAAACGGUACCGUGUCAUGGGUCAGAUGGACCAGAAGAAGCUGAAGUCUAGUCUGAAGGGGGCACCUAAAGAUGACUAGCUCCCUGGAUCUGGACUCUAACCUGUGCAGAACUGGGAAACAUUAUUGUCAUUUUCCAAUCUGGAAACGGCUGUAGAGAGAAACGAACUGAAAACUGGAAGAUGUUUUUAAUCAAUGUAUACAAACUCAUUUUUGUAUUGCUGGUUUGUACUCACAGAUCCAUUUCAGGUUGCUUCUCAUUCUUCAAAUGAAUCAUAAAUCCCUGUUGGCCAGUCUGCUGUGAUGUUUUAGUGUCAUUAAAAUGUGUUCGUUUGCCUCCAAACUGAAACGGUCAAAAUGUUUUUCCUGUGUUUUA